This is a messenger RNA of Dacryopinax primogenitus, 1302 nucleotides long. RefSeq names its product FolC bifunctional protein. The record is from RefSeq and is a predicted model, not a curated record. Bases 1 to 1302 code for a protein of 433 amino acids. Gene Ontology annotation, molecular function: tetrahydrofolylpolyglutamate synthase activity; ATP binding; dihydrofolate synthase activity. The transcript has a single exon. Lineage: Eukaryota; Fungi; Basidiomycota; Dacrymycetes; Dacrymycetales; Dacrymycetaceae. Gene Ontology annotation, biological process: folic acid-containing compound biosynthetic process. Gene Ontology annotation, cellular component: cytoplasm; mitochondrion; cytosol.
AUGCGGCGUCUUCUCGCUGUUUUACCAAAUUUUACUCGACCUACGGUGCACGUUGCUGGCACCAAUGGGAAGGGCAGUACCACUGCUAUAGUGGAAUCCAUCCUGCACGCCGCAAAUUUUCGUACCGGCCGUUUCAACAGCCCCCACUAUGUUGAUCCUUGGGACUGCAUCUCCGUCAACAAGCUUCCUGUAACACAAGAUCAAUACACCUCUACUCGUUCCCGAAUCGAAUCCCUCGACGAAUCGAACAAAGUUUCUGCCUCGCAAUUCGAGAUUCUCACCGCGACGGCACUUAUGAUUUUUGAGGAUGAAAAGGUUGAUAUCGCAAUCCUUGAAUGCGGUAUGGGAGGGAAAUCCGAUGCGACAAACGCUAUACCGAAUGAGGCAGUUUUGGUGUCGGCUUUGACGUCCGUUGACUUGGAUCACCAAGCUUUCCUAGGCGACACAGUGGAAGAAAUUGCUGCUCACAAGGCACAUAUUGCAAGACCUGGGCGGCCCUUUGUUUUGGGACCACAGAAACGUCCAUCUGUUAUACCCGCAGUAGAGCAGGUCACCGAACAACGAAGGGCAAACCUUGUACCAGCUCGUCUUGCAAGAGUGCGUCCAUGGGAAGAAGUUGUCGACGGUCCAAAGCCUGUCAGCGACCGAUCCCGACUUGAGGCAGGUACUCCGCCGCCAGGAACCCCCGUGCUGUUCGAUUCAGAGUAUGCGAUCAAGACAAUUCUUAACCUUCAUGGGGAACAUCAAUUGGAAAACCUUUCGACCGCUCUCACCAUCAUCGACACAAUUCGACGCGGACCGCCGUUUUCGCGCAUUACGGAUGAGAACAUAGCCGACGGUGUCCGCUCUACCCAAUGGCCGGGGCGGCUAAGCUGGACCAGAGUAUGCACGCCGGAUGGGCCGAAGACAGUGCUGCUUGAUGCAGCUCAUAACCCCGCUGGUGCCGCCGCUCUUCGAAUAUAUCUCGACACGGUCUGGAAGAACCUGCGGACAUUUCUCAUUUCACUGUCGCAUUCUCCGCCUAAAACGGCAUUGUCUACUUUAAAGCCACUUUUACGGCCUGGAGAUCGCGUUGCGGUUUUGUCCUUUUCUGCUGUCGAGGGCAUGCCUUGGGUGAAACCUACCAAAGUCGAGGACUUGGUCGAGGCCUCUGUGCAGCUUGUGGGACCAAACGGAGAAGUCUUCCCUGCGAGCAAUUUCGCAGAGGCGAUAAGGUGGGCAUCGGAAAAAGACAGCUUGCUGGUUAUAGCAGGUAGCAUAUAUCUGUUAAGCGACUUUGAACGGUUCCAGCGAAAUAUUUGA